Messenger RNA from Mustela lutreola (European mink), 3696 nucleotides. It is a transcript of the gene SLC19A3, whose product is annotated as solute carrier family 19 member 3. The coding region runs from base 854 to 2341 and encodes 495 amino acids. Gene Ontology annotation, cellular component: plasma membrane. Gene Ontology annotation, molecular function: thiamine transmembrane transporter activity. The transcript has 7 exons. The record is from RefSeq and is a predicted model, not a curated record. Lineage: Eukaryota; Metazoa; Chordata; Mammalia; Carnivora; Mustelidae. Gene Ontology annotation, biological process: transmembrane transport; vitamin transport.
ACCCGGUGGGUCGGCUGAGGGGUCCUGUCCGGGGGCUUGUUCUCUGGGGAUGUGAGCGAUCUGGCGACCAGACACCCCCUCCUCUAGGUAAGACUAGAUGCGGGAAGCGAAUCUCUGGCAGAAACACCAUCACCUCUGGGCCGCGGCACUCCUCCGUCUUCCAGUUUCCGCGGCGCGGGCGGGACGAGUACCUGCGCGGCAGCGGACAGGUUGGGACCGGCCUGGAUUCCAUCGCGCGCCCUGAGCGACGUCGCGCUGAGGCUCCUGUGCUCUCCUGCCUGCCCGAUGCUGAGGCUCCCCAACUAGGUCUGCGAGAAUCUCACUUUCAGCCAUCUGCCAAGCCAAUUAAAUGAGACCACGACCCCGGGAAAGGGUCAGCAUCCUCCACCGUUAUACCCACGUGCACCGCUUCUAACUGAAAGGAAACUUGAGCGCAGAAUUCUAGAUUCCAACCCAAGAACGGAGAAAAAGGCCCCAGUGAGAAAAAUGGGACUUGGAAAUGAAGGGAAAUAGGACUCUAUUUAGAGACUCCGUUAACUGAGAUUAAAGGGAAACACAACCAUAUCUUACAAUAAUAUUCCUGGGAAGGAUACCUAAUGAUUUGUCAAGUCAGGAUUGCCGCUAUAAAUGUGCAAUAGAUGUGAGGAUUUGGGUUACUUAAAGUUUGAAAAGAAAAUGUUCUCUACAAAUACUCCUACAGAACUGUCUUUGCUGCUAUCAAGACUGGAAUACAUUUGUAUCUCCUAAGGCAAAGUGUGUUUUCAUUAAGGAAGCAGAUGGGAAGGAAGCUUUAUUGAGCAACUGCUAUGUGCCUAGAACGAGACUGAGCAGUUCCUGAACAACCUCGUGAGCCAUGGAUUGUUUCAGAACUUCACCAAGUCAUUCCUGGAUUUAUCCCACGGUGAUCCUGUGCUUAUUUGGAUUUUUCUCCAUGAUGAGACCCUCAGAACCCUUCCUUAUACCGUAUUUAUCUGGACCAGAUAAAAACCUGACCAGUUCAGAGAUCACAAAUGAGAUCUUCCCAAUCUGGACAUACUCUUACCUGGUGCUGCUGCUCCCCGUGUUCAUCCUGACCGAUUACGUCCGCUACAAGCCAGUCAUCAUCCUGCAAGGAGUCAGCUUCAUCAUCACAUGGUUGCUGCUCUUGUUCGGCCAGGGAGUGAAGGCCAUGCAGGUGGUAGAGUUCUUCUACGGGAUGGUCACCGCCACCGAGGUGGCGUACUAUGCCUACAUUUACAGCGUGGUCAGCCCUGAGCACUACCAGAAAGUGAGCGGCUACUGCAGGAGCAUCACACUGGUGGCCUACACAGCGGCCUCGGUGCUAGCCCAGCUCCUGGUGUCCCUGGCCAGCCUCUCGUACUUUUACCUCAACGUCAUAUCCUUGGCUUCCGUCUCUGUGGCCUUCGUUUUGUCCCUUUUCCUGCCAAUGCCCAAGAAGAGCAUGUUUUUCCAUGCAAAAUCCAGCAAAGAAAUACAGAAGCAACCGAACAAAAAUGAGGUGUCAGAUGCAUCUUACAAAAUUAACACACCAGGCGGUGAAGAGAAGCCCGCUUCAGAAAUAUCCACCAUUUCAGGGAACCUGGAUGGUGGUCCUUUGAGCAGCCCGAUGCUGCGAAAUGUAGCGUUGAAUGUUUUUGUGCAGUGGUUCCAAGAUCUGAAGGAGUGCUACUCCUCCAAGCGACUAUUUUACUGGUCGCUAUGGUGGGCCUUCUCAACAGCAGGUUUUAACCAGGUUUUGAACUAUGUUCAAAUCCUGUGGGAUUACAAGGCACCAUCCCAGAGUUCUUUCGUCUACAAUGGGGCAGUAGAAGCUAUUGCAACCUUUGGAGGGGCUGUGGCUGCCUUUGCAGUGGGCUAUGUGAAAGUCAACUGGGAUCUUCUGGGGGAGCUGGCCCUAGCCAUCUUCUCCAUCAUUAGCGCAGGCUCUCUGUUUCUCAUGCAUUACACGACCGACAUCUGGGCAUGCUAUGCUGGCUAUCUGAUAUUCAAGUCCAGCUAUAUGUUGCUUAUAACCAUAGCAGUAUUUCAGAUCGCAGUUAAUCUGAGUGUGGAACGCUACGCCCUGGUGUUUGGAAUGAACACCUUCAUGGCACUGGUAAUUCAGACCAUUAUGACAGUGAUUGUUGUAGAUCAGAAAGGACUCAACCUGCCGAUCAGCAUUCAGUUUUUAGUUUAUGGGAGUUAUUUUGCCGUUAUUGCUGCCAUUUUUCUAACGAGAAGCACAUACAUCAUCUACUCAACCAAAUGCCAAAAGCAAGCACAGAGCUCUCCAGCAAGUCAGAACCCAGAUGAGCUCCACCCAGAGGGACCAAGGAAUGUCAUUACAGGAACAAAGCUCUGACCUUACGGCAGCCACUGCAUCCACUGAACAAGGACCUUCUUGGUCACAAAGUCACUGAGCGCCAUAAACUGACACACUUCCAAAGCCUGGAUUUCAAGGAACCUUUUCAAAACCACAACAAAAUCUUAGUUUUAGACCAGAUACUACGUGCCCAGCUGGAUGCAGCUGACAAGACCCGUCGCCUCAGUCAAAUAGCCGACGUUGGGUACUCCCAACAAGUAGCAAGGAUUGGGAAGUUCUGGUUUUGGUUACUCCCUAGGACAUAUCAAUGGCAUGGAAACAAACCACGAGAAAACUCCACUCAACCUGCAGUUGAUGUUCCCCAUUCGUAAGCAGAAAUACUAACUGGACUGACCCCUUUGCUUGUUUUAGAUAUUUUAUCUUACCAAAACAGGCAAGAGAUGGACAUUUUUUUUUAAUCACAUAGCCAUUUGCCUCCUUCUUUCAUUAAGUGUAUUUCUAUAUUCCUUGCAGUUCUCUGCGAGAAUUUCAAGGUCCCAUUUCUAAGGACCUUUCUUCACUCCAAUGCCGUGUCGGUGUGAUCUCUAAAAUAGAAAAACUUAAGUAGAAAUUUCCAGAGUUUCUAAAAGUAUUUGUAAGUAAGAAACACUGAUGAGGGGGAACACCUACUUUUUAAAUGGCAGAGAUUGUGCUACAUAAAAUAAGGUGUGCAAAAAUAUUAAAGAGCCUUUCUAAAUUUUUGAUGAAUUGUGCUGAGAAUCACCUGUGCUUGUGUCCUUUGAAACUUCAAAAGAGGACACAUGGAAUAGUCUGCCAUGGAAAUAAAGAAUGCUGAUUCAAGAUUUAGGUUUCAAAUACACUUUUCUCCAAAUUCUAAAAUUCGAUUAUGGACUGAAAAUAAAAUUCAGCCCCAAAGCCAACACUUACUUAGUAGAGAAAACUAAUGACAUUCCUACUUCUAUCAAAACCAAGGAAAAGAUGAUCACUAUUAUUCUCAUUUAAUUUAUUGUACUAGAAGUAUAAGCCAAAACAAUUACACAAGCAAAAAAAAAAAAAUGAGAAGAACUGUAAAAGACAAAGUAAAACUCUCACUAUUCCAUAAGCAAGUAUAUACCCGGGAAACUCAGCUAAAAGCUGAGAUCGCAGUAUAUAGAAAUCACCUGCCUUCAUGAUACAACGACCAUUUAGAAGAUUCAUGGGAGUGAAAUACCCAAUUUAUGGUAGAACAAAAAUAAUACAAAAUAAUUACAUGCAAUCUAUUUAAUAAAUGUGUGAAGCAUAUAUGAAUAUGCCUACAAACACUUCUGUAGAUUACAAGGUAACGCCUAAACAUAUGGAAAAGUGUAUCUUCUUCUUGGUUAGGAAGAAAAAAAAUAUAAAGAUAUCAUGCUUUC